GGUUAAGAAGCUAAAUUUGGUUGUUACUGAAGUAUUCUCAGAAUUUCUUUACUGUUUUAGCCACUGAGAACUCAACGUGCAUCGAAUCAACAGGCUUGUUCAAUGUUCUACACGAUCGACUGAACUACACUGAUGCUGCUCUGGGUUGUCAAGAUGUCAAUGGUGAAUUAGCCGAUGUUGUUACCGAAAUCCGAACGAAACAUUUGUCGCAGUACAUUGAGAGUGCAUUGGAUGGCUGGUAUAAAGUCGCAUAUGUUGGCCUAGACGAUAUGGAUCAAGAAGGAACGUUUCUUACUGCCUUAGGAAAUUCUCUCUCCUAUUGUUCACGGUAUAGAGCCUGGGCUCCAGUUUGUUCUCGGCUUUUGUGAUGGAAAAUUACACUUUUGAAGAAAUGGCAGACUUGCAUGUAAUGUAUGCACGUGCUUAUAGUAACUCUUAUGCAGCGAGGCGCCUGAAUGCUAAAGCGUUUCCCCUUCGGCAACUUCCAGAAAGUAAAACCUUUGCAAGCGAAGAACGUAGAUUACGGAAAAGAGGUCACCCUUUAAAGAACGACGAUGUGCAAGACUGUGUAGUCUUGGAUAGUAGUAGGAUGUGGAGAACUGUAGAUUGUAGAAGACCAUUCCCAGCUUUAUGUGAGCUAUAUCCAGAAAAGCCGCCAGAUGAUAUCUUGCGUGGUUUCACUGAUGUUGACUGUGAGAGCAUCAAGAACAAUGCUAAGAAGAUUAUUUGUGUAAGACAGAAGAAACUGUACGAGAUAUACAAGAAUUCAUCUAGGGCAGAUAAAUGUGCAUUGGAAAAUGGAAUUUUUGGAGAAUAAAGCAUACUUGUAUUAUGAAUAA
Acanthoscelides obtectus is the source of this 839-nucleotide messenger RNA. The record is from the annotation of a GenBank genome assembly. Lineage: Eukaryota; Metazoa; Arthropoda; Insecta; Coleoptera; Chrysomelidae.